Messenger RNA from Racocetra fulgida, 540 nucleotides. The record is from the annotation of a GenBank genome assembly. Lineage: Eukaryota; Fungi; Glomeromycota; Glomeromycetes; Diversisporales; Gigasporaceae.
AUAAUUUUGGCGAUGGCUGAACGCAAAAUGCGAAUUGUUGAAAAGCCGAUUCCAACAUAUUACGGCGAUGAAAUUUGCCAUGUGAACGGUAUUCCAUACGCUUUAAAUUGUUUGAAGACGUCUUUUGAAUUUUAUAUGCAUCAGAAACGGAAUCAGUUGAUGUUUCCGGGAGAUUAUCAAUCAAGCCGCGUUCUUAGUACUCAACAAAGCCACUUUUUAGCAAACGAUCAUGUAUUUGGAAUAUCCUCUGUAGAAAAAAGUGGAAAACUGCUUACAGUUCGCAAAACGGUUCCAUCAGGCGGAGCGCGUCAUCCAACAGAAGCUAUCUUGUGGGCAAUUGAUUUAGACUCAUCUGUGAAUGGUUGGUUGUGUAGAUUUGAUCCCUGGACGAUUGAUCCUUUGCAUCAGAAACGCUUUGAACUAGUGGAAUAUGUUCAGUUGUUAAAGAUUUAUGGGGCACUUUCUGAGGUAUAUUUUCCGAAAUGUGAGGAUGAAAUAUUAGCCGUGAUUCACGAGAUAUUAAAAAGUGGAUCCGGUGAU